CAACCGGUACUCCCUGGCCAGGUGCAGUCUGCCCAUGUCAUGCUUCACUAGGCUUGACUGCUCCAAGUCUUACUGAGUAACAAGUAUGGAACACGAGGCAAUUGGAGAACAAAUAGCGCUUGAAUGCAGCUUAGAGCGCUUAAAUGAUGCGGCAAGCUCAUUUGGGUUCUCUGUUAAACAUAUGCCAGGCAGAGGCCGCUGCUGUAUAGCUACAAGACACAUACGCUCCGGUGAGACUUUAGCUCUAGAUCCACCGCUCCUCUACUGGGAAGAUGAACCCAUGCAAAAUUCUGUCGUUGCAAACAGUCUUUACAACGCGUGCGGCGGCCGAGUGCACGCCAACGUGGUCAAUCUCUUCUCAGCUUACAUCGAUGCAUCACCGGAAAUUCAAGAGCGUGUUGAUGACUUUGCAGUGGCAGGCUCCCCUCAAGAAGCUCGGUUCAUUGCCGACAAGACUGCUGUGUGGCAGGAAAUUUGCAAGCAAAUUUGGUCUGGCUGCAGCGAGUAUCACGAUCAACUCAAGUCAACGUCCAACAUGGUCGCCUUGCUUACCAAGUCACACAUCAAUGCACAUGGUUUCAAUGGAGGUCAUGCUAUGUUGGAAGUUGCCAGCAAGUCGAAUCACGCUUGCAGUCCUAAUGCGACCUAUGUGCCAAUCAUUCUCGAUGGACGAAAGUUCAUGCGUUUGCUCGCCAUCAAAAAUAUUGCACCAGAGGAAGAGAUCUUCACAACAUAUAUCGCUGGUCUAGAUAUGCUUAACUCGACUCGAAAUAGACGGGCAUUGCUUGUUUCUCAGAAGGCAUUUGUCUGUCGAUGCAGCCGAUGCAUUGCACCUGACUUGCAAUCUCGCUUGCCAUGUCCAGCCUGCAAAACGGGUACCAUGAUUUGGCAUGAUACAGUAGAGCACCCAUGGCAUUGCCAACAAUGCGGGCGUCGAUUCUGGGAUGGCCAGGUCAAUAUGCGUGAAAAGCAGCUGCAAGGCCUGCUGUCCAACCUGGACAGUCAGAUGAAUCGUGGUGGAUUCCCUCCUUUGAGUAUUAUGGCUUUCCUCAUGAGAGAUGUUGAGGAGGAUCUUGGACGGCAUCAUUACCUUCAGAUUCAAGCGUGGUCGCUGAUGGAAGAGCUCUUUGCCUAUCGGAGCGUGGCUGGUCUAGCAGACGAUGCGACAGAACGUCCAGUACGUCUAGCGAACGCCUGGAAGUAUGUCCGCUUUCUCAUGCUAGAGUUCUGGGAUACAACGCCUGUUGUCGCCACCAACUUGUCAGUCCUGAGACUACAGACGCUCAUUACUCACGGAGCCGACUCUCAAUCAGGCCAAAAGCGCCUGCCGCCCCCUGGAGUACCUUUACAUGAGCUCAAGAAGGUCUUGAAGCGAGCGAGCCAGUUUCUCACAACAUUCUUCGGCGAACAAGAUAUUGAUGCUCAGUCAUUUCGCCAAGCACUUCAAGACUACAACUGUUGCGCUCGGGAAAGCUGCGACAAUACACUCACAGAGACAUGCGUGGCGUGCCCGAAGUGUUCUCUCCUGUAUUGCAACCGAAAGUGCUUGAACGCUGACAAAAGCUUACACGAAGCUUACUGCACACUUGCACAAAAGGUCGGCGUCCUAGUCAAUGAUCCCAGGGAACUGAUAGCAGCCAUAUAGAGGUCAACAUGACCAGUUUCAGUAAUCUAAUGCUU
Molecule: messenger RNA, 1680 nt
Organism: Protomyces lactucae-debilis
Lineage: Eukaryota; Fungi; Ascomycota; Taphrinomycetes; Taphrinales; Protomycetaceae
Exons: 1
Coding region: 86-1645 (519 amino acids)
Molecular function (GO): protein binding
Source: RefSeq, a predicted model, not a curated record